Messenger RNA from Trichomonas vaginalis G3, 1062 nucleotides. RefSeq names its product mRNA pseudouridine synthesis. The transcript has a single exon. Bases 1 to 1062 code for a protein of 353 amino acids. Gene Ontology annotation, molecular function: pseudouridine synthase activity; RNA binding. Gene Ontology annotation, biological process: mRNA pseudouridine synthesis; tRNA pseudouridine synthesis. The record is from RefSeq and is a predicted model, not a curated record. Gene Ontology annotation, cellular component: nucleus; cytoplasm. Lineage: Eukaryota; Parabasalia; Trichomonadida; Trichomonadidae.
AUGAGUGAACCAAAGCCAAAAACAAAGAAGGAAUUCUCAUGGGAUCAAUACCAUGAAAGACAGAUUGCCCUUCGUAUUGCAUAUAUCGGCUGGAACUUAAAAGGUUUUGUUUUACAAAAUGAUACAAAUGAGACAGUCGAAUAUCACAUUUUUGAAGCUUUAAAGAGAGCCAAAUUAAUCAGAAACGAAAAUGAAUGUAACUAUUCUUUAUGUGGAAGGACAGAUGCUGGUGUUUCUGGAGUUGGAAACGUUAUUUCCGUCAGAGUCCGUUCAGUCUGUCCAACUGGCCUUGGAUCAAUACCACGUGAAGGAGCAAAGGUUCAAAAAGAAGAAAUGAAUUACGCACAGAUUCUUAAUGGAAUUCUUCCUCCAUCAAUUCGCGUAACAGGAGUUGCUUACGUUAAGCCAGACUUCAAUGCAAGAUUUGAUUGUGCAACACGUGGUUAUCGUUACUUCUUCCAUAAGUUUGAUAAGAAUAUUGAUUUGAUGAAAGAAGCAGCCGAACAUUUAUUAGGCGAACACGAUUACAGAGCAUUCUGCAAGUUCUCUCCAGACUCUACAAAGCAUUGCGUUCGUAAAAUUUACAAAUGUGAAUUUGGAGACGCAGGAGGCGGUGUUUGGUACUUCGAAAUUGUCGGAUCCGGAUUUAUUUGGCACCAAAUUAGAUGUAUUGCAUCCAUUUUGUUUGCUGUUGGCAACGGAUUUGAAAAACCAUCAAUUACAAAGGAACUUCUUAAUACAGCAAAGUAUCCAGGCCGUCCAAACUAUCCUAUUGCUGAUCCAGAGCCUCUCGUCUUCUGGAAUGCUGGAUAUGAAAACAUCGAUUGGAAGAUUGACGAAGCUGUUGAAAAGAAAAUGAAGACAAAUUUCGCGUUGCAAUUAAUUGAUGCUGAAAUGAGAGCUGCUGUUCUUCGUUGCUUCAUUGAUGGUGAUUUACAACCUCCUGCUGCAAAGAAGUGGUGUCCUGUAGAAAACCUCGAUCAAUGCAAGUCUGUUGAAGCUAUCCUUGCCGAAUAUGAACGUGAAAAAGGCCACAAACCUGUUGAUGCAGGUGAUGAAUAA